Lepisosteus oculatus (spotted gar) is the source of this 4288-nucleotide messenger RNA. Lineage: Eukaryota; Metazoa; Chordata; Actinopteri; Semionotiformes; Lepisosteidae. The record is from RefSeq and is a predicted model, not a curated record.
CCUGCUGUCCUUCACCGUCCUCUUCCUGGCGUGGCUCGCUGGCUUCAGCUCCAGGCUCUUCGCCGUCAUCCGCUUCGAGAGCAUCAUCCACGAGUUUGACCCUUGGUUCAACUACAGAUCAACACAUCACCUCACAACAAAUGGGUUUUAUGAGUUCCUGAACUGGUUUGAUGAGCGCGCUUGGUACCCCCUUGGCCGGAUAGUGGGGGGAACAGUCUAUCCUGGUUUGAUGGUCACCGCGGGCCUCAUCCAUUACGUGUUAAACCUCCUGCACAUCACGGUCCACAUCCGGGACGUGUGCGUCUUCCUGGCGCCCGUCUUCAGCGGCCUGACCUCCAUCUCCACCUUCCUGCUCACCAGAGAGCUCUGGAACCAGGGCGCAGGGCUCCUGGCGGCCUGCUUCAUCGCCAUCGUCCCAGGCUACAUCUCCCGCUCCGUGGCGGGGUCCUUCGACAACGAGGGCAUCGCUAUUUUUGCGCUCCAGUUCACGUACUACCUUUGGGUAAAGUCUGUAAAAACUGGAUCAGUUUUCUGGACGAUAGGCUGCUGUCUCUCCUACUUUUACAUGGUUUCUGCUUGGGGAGGCUAUGUAUUCAUCAUCAACCUGAUACCUCUGCAUGUCUUUGUCUUGCUGCUAAUGCAGAGAUAUAGUCGAAGAGUAUAUAUAGCGUACAGCACGUUCUACAUCGUGGGGCUGGUGCUGUCCAUGCAGAUCCCCUUCGUGGGGUUCCAGCCUAUACGGACGAGUGAGCACAUGGCUGCAGCAGGUGUUUUUGCACUGCUGCAAGCCUAUGCCUUCCUACAGUACCUGAAGGACCGGCUCACGAAGCAGGAGUUCCAGACCUUGUUUUUCCUGGGGGUUUCCCUGGCAGCUGGAGCGGUGUUCCUCACUGUCAUUUAUCUAACGUAUACAGGCAGGUCUACAUCUCUCGCGGUUCCCGGUGGGGGGGGAGAGAAGUGUCUGUUCACAAGGCCUUGCGAGCGGUCGUUGACAUUAGUUGGGGAAUUGUUCUUUUAUUUCAGGUAUGCCAAGAUCCAUAUCCCAAUCAUCGCGUCUGUGUCCGAACAUCAGCCUACCACCUGGGUUUCCUUCUUUUUUGACCUGCACAUCUUAGUUUGCACGUUCCCAGCCGGUCUCUGGUUCUGUAUAAAGAACAUCAAUGACGAGAGGGUGUUUGUGGCCCUGUACGCCAUCAGCGCCGUGUACUUCGCGGGCGUGAUGGUGCGGCUGAUGCUCACGCUGACGCCCGUGGUGUGCAUGCUGUCCGCCGUCGCCUUCUCCAACGUCUUCGAGCACUACCUGGGCGACGACCUGAAGAGGGAGAGCCCGCCCGCCGAGGACAGCAGCGACGAGGACGACAAGCGGAGCGCCGGCAACCUGUACGACAAGGCCGGCAAGGUGCGCAAGCACGUGUCGGAGCAGGAGAAGGCGGAGGAGGGGCUGGGACCCAACAUCAAGAGCAUCGUCACCAUGCUCAUGCUGAUGCUGCUCAUGAUGUUCGCUGUCCACUGCACCUGGGUGACCAGCAAUGCCUACUCCAGCCCCAGCGUGGUCCUGGCCUCUUACAACCACGAUGGCACCCGAAACAUUUUGGAUGACUUCAGAGAAGCGUAUUACUGGUUGCGACAGAACACGGAUGAACAUGCGAGAGUGAUGUCCUGGUGGGAUUAUGGGUACCAGAUAGCGGGAAUGGCCAACAGGACCACGCUAGUAGACAACAACACUUGGAACAACAGUCACAUAGCCCUGGUGGGCAAAGCCAUGUCUUCCAACGAGAGUGCAGCCUACGGGAUCAUGCAGAGCCUGGACGUGGACUAUGUGCUGAUCAUCUUCGGUGGGGUGAUUGGGUACUCGGGGGACGAUAUCAACAAGUUUCUGUGGAUGGUGAGGAUAGCGGAAGGAGAGCACCCCAAGGACAUCAGGGAAAGCGACUAUUUCACGCCGCAGGGCGAGUUCCGGGUCGAUAAGGCAGGAUCCCCGACUCUCCUGAACUGCCUGAUGUACAAGAUGUCCUAUUACAGGUUUGGAGAGAUGCAGCUGGAUUUCCGGACUCCUCCUGGCUUUGAUCGGACGCGCAAUGCUGAGAUUGGGAAUAAGGACAUUAAGUUCAAACAUCUGGAGGAGGCCUUUACCUCUGAGCACUGGCUCGUGAGGAUUUACAAAGUCAAGAAAAUGGAGAACAGGGAACCCUUGGAUCAUAAACCGCGAGUCACCAACAUAUUCCCCAAACAGAAGUAUUUAUCAAAAAAGAUUGCCAAAAGGAAGCGUGGGUACAUAAAGAACAAGUUAGUUCUGAAGAAGGGCAAGAAACUGAACAAGAAAGCUGUUCAGUGAAGACGGACCAAGCAAGAACACAGAGAACCGACACCUGGAAUCCCGAAAGUCUUUGCCUUGAGCUCUGGUCCUACUCCCCAGUGAAGUGGGUGCAGAACUGUCGUCUGCUGGGUCUCUGUGGAGGCUCGAGCAGAGUCAGAAAGCUUGAGAGAUGUCCAUCAGUUAAUUGAGAGGACCUUUGUCUUGCUCUUUACUUUUUUUGUACUUGAAUGUGCUGGCAAGGCAGAAAGCUGCUGAACUGGGGUGGCAGCAGUUAUUUUGUGGUACAUAUUAUAUAAUCCUAUAAAUCUCAAAAUGAACAUAAAAGUAAUUAAACUGGGAGUGAUUGCACCAAAGAGCCCUCUUACCUGGUCCUUAGCACAUGUAAACUUGUUACCUUUUUAAAACCAUGCCUGAGAGGGGUGGGAGUGUCUAGUUCCUGACGCGUGUACAGAUAAUAUACGGUAUGGAGGAACAACCUGCAAGUAAUGUAGAGCUGUUCUGUCAGUGCAUUCUUUUAGCUUGAUUUCAUUAGUCUUUGCAAAAAUGAAAGUUUUCCAAAUGUGUAAAUAUGUUAUAUAAAAAUAUCUAAAAGGGUUAUAUAAUAUAUUGGAUUGUUGUGGUGAUUUUAAAUAUGCAGUUUUUUUGUUACUUGAUAGUGAUGUUUUCUAUUGCAGCAGGUAGCGUUUACAUCAUACAGGAAGUAUAUAGCGAAUGCAAUAACAUUUUGGCAGGAUAUCUAGUCAUUUAAAGGAUGUUGCAUUAUUUCAUGAAGAAUGUAAUUUUUAAACGUUUAUUUUUGUCCUGAUUGCCUAGAUUGUAUAGUCUGCUGCUGGGUAAAACUUUAUUUUGUCUGUAUGGGGGGGGUCGAUUCUCCUUUUAGAUUGGGGGGGGAUCUUUUUUUUUUCUUCUGGAAUAUGAGGCUUUAGGUACAUAGCCAGAGGGGUUAUAAAUAGUUUUGUUUCUGCCUCCAGCCACAUUAGGAAUCUCUCAUUGCGUAAUAUGCUGCUGCCGACUUCCUGAAGCUUGCCAGGACCAGGUUUAGGGAAGUGUAUAAGCUGCAAUAAAAGUCUGCAGUACUUGGGCAAAACACGUCUGUGAUCUACCAUGCAAAGCAGGUGGAAGACACUGAGAAUGCGUACAGCUCGAUAGCUGAACAUGAAACAAGUUGGACCGCCUCCAUAAGGAAUGCACAGCUGUGUCUUAGAACAGCAGAGGAGCUCUUUUUUUAAAAAGGUGACAAGUGUACAAAUCCCAUAAUGCAUAAGAACAUCAGAGGGCUUUGAAUUCUAACUAUAUUCUCCAAGUCAGUGUAUACCUCUUAGAUUUGUCUCAAUUUUUUUAUACCAAUUUCAGUGUCAGCUCAUCUCCUUUAUUGUGCUAACUUCGCUAUAUAUCUUUUUCUUUGUUUUUAAAAUAACAUUAAUUUGCUACUUGUAUGCUAGGCAGUGAGCAUACAUAUCUGAAGAUGGGACAUCAGUGAUUCAGCACAUCUCUUUAUGAACUUGAAAUAUUCUUAAAUAUUUAUUUACAUGAAAGGAAUGAAAUAGUGGGGGAAGUAGUUGAAGAUUUUAAUGGGGAAGACUUAAUUCUCUACAGUGAUGUAAAAUGUCAAGUUUUCCAAGUAGAUGUGUCAAUUCCUUAAAGUUAAUGCUGGUGGGGGAAAAAAAUGUACUUUUUUGGAUUAAAAAUGUAAAUGGAAUGGUUUGGGCAAAUAAUUCCUUAUGGGUGGAAUUCGUUUUGGAGCACUUGGCAAUAUUCUUGUAUCUUUAUUUUCAGUUCUCCCUUCUGUUUCCGUGUUGCUCCUGCCCUGCUUCAGGCACAUGCGACCCAACGUCUAGUUCACUGCUGCUCCUGGGACGGGUCUGUCUUUUCCCUUGGCCCAGGCUGACAUUUCUACAUGGUUGCUAAAAGACAUGGUUCAGUCCUGUUCAAAUGUAGAAGAAAUAAAAAGUUCAAGUUUGUGUAAAAGUC